CUAUACAGCACCCAGCUAGUCAUGUCGAUCAAUUGGUUUCGCACUCUGUCUCGGGGUCCAUUCUUUGAAUCCCUCCGCCAAUCUCACAGAGACUAUCCAGUUAACGCUGGAUUUCUACGCUCCUCCUCGUUCAACUUCGUCAAUCCACGCCACAAUGUUAUAACCACCACAGACUGUGUGACACAAAAACUCCUAGAAUCAGACAUCGCAAGACUAAGCGACGAGGAAGUAUUGUCGUUGUUUACCACCGGUUUCUUUGGCGGAUAUGUCUUUGCUUGCGAAAGGCUGAUCCUCAAGGCUGGGGGGUGGAAAUUACUCUCGGCACAGUUUUCAAAUUUUCAGGAUGACCCGGCGGCAAUGGCCAUCUGGAACCACACUAAGAUCCCAAGCACCAACCUCUUACCACUUGGCAGCCGCUUCUUUGGCUCCUUCAAGCUGAUAGACAUGCAUAUAUCUAAAGCUUCAGGAAUGGAGCCUAGCUACGUCGACUAUGGAUUUGGCUCGGAUCGGUCUAGAUUCGCCGGAUGUCACCGAGUCCAGGUCACUCGGUCACCGCAGCCUGAGAUCAGCUUGCAGCAGUUUAUAUGUAAUCCGACCAAGGACACCCCAGCGACACAGCCACCGUAUCACAAUUUAACAGAAACAAUUGACCCCUAUUUGUUUCUCUCAGGCGAUAAACUUCUGGAAAACCCACCAGUCAUAGAAAGUAUUGAAUACAAGAGCCAACCAGCUGCUGGCGGCUCACACCGUAUCCCCCUGUUCCGACUUCUUCACACUAACUGCAGCAUAGCACUAGCUGUGUUUGGCUCUGGUGCGUCAGGAUCGUCGCAAAUCACAUCCCAGGGUUUAAUCCUCGAAGCGCCGCGAUUGAUGUCACACUGGUCUUUGCGCUCAGGCUUCAGCCUAUCAUCGGACCCGGGAGGUCGAGAUUAA
Aspergillus nomiae NRRL 13137 is the source of this 933-nucleotide messenger RNA. RefSeq lists its product as uncharacterized. The record is from RefSeq and is a predicted model, not a curated record. Bases 22 to 933 code for a protein of 303 amino acids. The transcript is spliced from 3 exons. NCBI's taxonomy places the organism in Eukaryota, Fungi, Ascomycota, Eurotiomycetes, Eurotiales, Aspergillaceae.